AUGAUCCGAGACUUUCUUAAUAGAUUCGAAGAUCCUAAAAUGCCACUUCUGGCGCCUAACUACUGGUUAUUAAGAAAAAGUGGUUUAAUUUUAUCAGAGAGACCUCUUUAUAAAUAUUUAUAUCUGGCGUCACAUUUAUUUGGUUUAUAUUUUAUUAUCAGCGAAUAUGUAGAUCUGAUCUCAAGUUUGUCAGAAAUUGAUCUUGUGAUUUCAAAUCUGAUGAUUACUAUGAUGAGUCAAAUGUGCUUCUUAAAGGCACACUCCUGCGUAUACUGGCAAAAAGAGUGGAAAGAAAUUAUUCGUUAUGUAACAGAAGCUGAUAAAUUUGAAAGAGAUAAUAGCGAUGAUACAAAAAGUAAAAUAAUUGAUAAGUAUACAACUUACAGUCGCAAAAUAACUUAUGGCUAUUGGUGUAUCGUGUUUUCUACUGUCGUUUCCGUUUGUGCUGCUCCAUUAGUACAUCUUAUACCUACUCCAUCAAAAAAACGGAUUCCUCGUAAUGAAACGGAGUUGUUUACACCUAUAUUUGGCUCGUGGAUGCCGUUUGACCAAUACCGACCCCCGGGAAGUUGGAUAACAGCAAUAUGGCACAUUUCGAUAUGUGCUUACGGAGGCACCGGUAUGGCAGCUUACGACAGCACUACCAUUGUUAUAAUGGGUUUUUUUGAAUGCAAACUGGAAUUGUUAAGACAAAGAUGUAAAGAAAUGUUAGGCAGUAACGACAAAGGAGUUUCGGAUGAAGAUGCUGACAUUGUGAUCCGUCAACUUCAUGAUAUCCACAUGAAAGUAUUAAAGUAUAUGAGAUUGUUCAACUCGGUGUUUUCACCAUUAAUGUUUUUGUACAUGUUCAAUAGUACACUGAUGAUUUGUACUUGUGCGUAUCAGCUGACAGUUAUAACAAACGCAGCACAACGGCUAUUGUUGGGGGAGUACUUAGGUUUCGGUAUAGCACAACUUUUUUUUAUCUGCUGGCACAGUAAUAAAGUACUCAUUAAAAUGGACAGUCUCUCAUACGGGACUUUUGAGAGUAGCUGGUAUACAAGCACCCCUCUACAGAGACAAUAUAUUUUGUUUCUGUGCGGGCAGCUACGAAUCAAACAUGUGUUCACAGCUGGACCAUUCACUAACCUCACAUUAUCCACUUUUAUUACGAUUUUGAAAGGAGCAUACAGUUAUUACAUGUUGCUAAGAAAAUAAUUUUCCAUCAGUUCCCUCGAGUGACACAGCACGGAACCUGUACUC
Molecule: messenger RNA, 1242 nt
Organism: Achroia grisella
Lineage: Eukaryota; Metazoa; Arthropoda; Insecta; Lepidoptera; Pyralidae
Gene: Or-29
Product: odorant receptor 49b-like
Exons: 5
Coding region: 1-1197 (398 amino acids)
Biological process (GO): detection of chemical stimulus involved in sensory perception of smell; sensory perception of smell
Cellular component (GO): plasma membrane
Molecular function (GO): olfactory receptor activity; odorant binding
Source: RefSeq, a predicted model, not a curated record